Messenger RNA from Brassica rapa (field mustard), 1623 nucleotides. Its product is annotated as aspartic proteinase-like protein 2. The record is from RefSeq and is a predicted model, not a curated record. NCBI's taxonomy places the organism in Eukaryota, Viridiplantae, Streptophyta, Magnoliopsida, Brassicales, Brassicaceae. Gene Ontology annotation, biological process: proteolysis. Gene Ontology annotation, molecular function: aspartic-type endopeptidase activity.
UUUCUCGGAAGCGGAGAUAAUCUCUGGUUUGCACUAACAUACGGCGAUGGAUCUAAGUCUAACUUUACGCAUAUUGCCAGCAGUUUUCAUGGUGUUGAUCCAAUAUGCUUGCGGGAAUUUCGUGUUUAACGUGACGCAUAAGUUUGCCGGAAAAGAUAAGCAGCUGUCGGAGCUCAAGUCUCACGACAGCUUCCGUCACGCUAGAAUGCUUGCGAACAUUGAUCUCCCUCUUGGCGGGGAUAGCCGCGCUGAUUCAAUUGGUUUGUACUUCACGAAAAUCAAGCUUGGAUCACCGCCAAAAGAUUACCAUGUUCAAGUUGAUACAGGAAGUGAUAUACUUUGGGUCAAUUGUGCACCAUGUUCCAAAUGUCCUGUCAAAACUGAUCUUGGUAUUCCUCUAAGGUUGUACGACUCAAAAGCUUCCUCGACUUGGAACAAAGUUGGAUGUGAAGAUGAUUUCUGUGCCUUCAUUUCACAAUCAGACACUUGCGAGCCAAAGACGAAGCCAUGUAGCUAUCAUGUUGUGUAUGGAGAUGGAAGCACAAGUGAUGGGGAUUUUGUCAAGGAUAAUAUUACCUUGGAUCAAGUCACUGGAAACCUCCGAACUGCACCCCUUUCGCAGCAAGUGGUUUUCGGGUGUGGAAGCAAUCAGUCUGGGCAACUUGGGCAAACUGACUCAGCCCUUGAUGGCAUUAUGGGAUUUGGACAAGCCAAUACCUCAGUCAUUUCUCAACUAGCUGCCGCGGGUAAUGUGAAGAGAAUCUUCUCACAUUGCUUGGACAAUGUGAAUGGAGGUGGAAUUUUUGCUGUUGGGGAAGUGGAGUCUCCAGUUGUCAAAACAACUCCUUUAGUUCCUAAUCAGGUACACUACAACGUCAUUUUAAAGGCAAUAGAUGUGGAUGGUGAGCCUCUUGACCUCCCACCAAGCAUAGCUAGUUUUGGUGGGAAUGGAGGAACCAUUAUUGACAGUGGUACAACUUUAGCCUACUUACCACAGGAUCUCUACAAUUCACUACUUAAACAGAUUACUACUCGGACACCGGUCAAACUUCACAUGGUACAGGAGACUUUUGCGUGUUUCAGUUUCACUUCCAACACAGAUAAAGCAUUUCCGGUAGUCAAUCUUCAUUUCGAGGACUCACUCAAACUGACUGUUUAUCCGCACGACUAUCUUUUCUCACUUCGUGAAGACAUGUACUGCUUUGGUUGGCAAUCUGGUGGAAUGACAACUCAGGACGGAUCCGAUGUGAUCCUUUUGGGAGAUUUGGUGCUCUCGAACAAGUUAGUAGUAUACGAUCUUGACAAUGAGGUCAUUGGAUGGGCAGACCACAACUGUUCGUCAAGCAUCAAAGUGAAAGAUGGGUCAGGAGCUGCUUACUCAGUUGAAGCAGAUAAUCUCAUACAAUCUGCUUCUUCGGUGAUUAAAGGAACAUUUGUCCCAUUAUUGUCGAUACUGAUUUGGGUUUUCCUUUCAUUUACUUCACAGUUUUGCUAAAACGAGAUGGUUCAUAUGAUCCUCUUUGUGGAUGUCAUUUGGCUUUUUAGAGUCAUGUAAUUUACAGACAACUAAUUAACUUAUUCUUAUCAAAGAUAAAUACAUAUUGUAUUGUUUUGGUUUACUUA